AUGCGCCACUUUAAGUGGUUGUUGUUGAAGUUGGCGAUUACAGAAGAGAUUUUCGUUUGUUCUCUCACAACUCUGUUAAAACCUGAUCUGUUGUUCCCAGCAGAAGGAGGAGCAAUGCGAGGAAUCGCUGCAAGAUGGGGUGGACAACUUGGCGUGAAUAUCGCUGCAGCGAUCGGAUUUGCCUCUGGAGGUGGAGCGAUGCUUGGAUUGGAG
This is a messenger RNA of Mesorhabditis belari, 213 nucleotides long. NCBI's taxonomy places the organism in Eukaryota, Metazoa, Nematoda, Chromadorea, Rhabditida, Rhabditidae. The record is from the annotation of a GenBank genome assembly.